Messenger RNA from Acinonyx jubatus (cheetah), 4386 nucleotides. RefSeq names its product beta-1,3-N-acetylgalactosaminyltransferase 1 (globoside blood group) (gene B3GALNT1). Gene Ontology annotation, cellular component: membrane. The record is from RefSeq and is a predicted model, not a curated record. Bases 2602 to 3597 code for a protein of 331 amino acids. Gene Ontology annotation, molecular function: N-acetyl-beta-D-glucosaminide beta-(1,3)-galactosyltransferase activity. The transcript has 2 exons. Lineage: Eukaryota; Metazoa; Chordata; Mammalia; Carnivora; Felidae.
UAUGGCUUCAAAACAUAUUUUUCUUUAAAUAGUAAGAACUCAUAGAGAUUAUUUUUCCAGGAUAACCCAUUUGACAAUAAAAAUCAAUUUAGAGAACACAGGACACAAAGGCUGCCAAGGGUGGAACACAGCUGGGGACCAGACUCUAUUUAUUGAACACUUAAUGGCCAGUGAAAUGCUUUGCACAUGUUGUCACCCUCCACUGUAUUUGACAUCUUUAGUGCAGAGAUGUGGAAACUGAGGCUCCAAAAGGAAGAACAUACCUGCUUGCCCUGUUUGUUAAAGGACAGAGCUGGGUUGUAGACUCUGGUCUCUCUGCCCUUAGAACCACCUGUGUUGUGGGUCCUUGAAAGACUUUUCCCUCUUUUUGGACUAGAGAAUUCCUCUUCUCCUUGCUGCUGUUUUAUUUUCUUUGUGGGCCCAUAGCAGUAGACAUCCCAGCCACAGUCACAUUGUCACAUUUAAAAACCAUGGCUUAUAGGAGCGCCUGCAUGGCUCCGUCAAUUUGGCGUCCGACUCUUGGUUUUGGCUCACAGUUCAUUGGUUUGAGCCCCAUGUCAGGCUCUGUGCUGACAGUAUGGAGCCUGCUUGGGAUUCUGUCUCUCUCCCUCUUUCUGCACCUCUGCUUCUUGUUCUCUCUCUCUCUCUCAGAAUAAUAAACGUAUUUUUUUAAAAAUACAGGGGUGCCUGGGUGGCUCAGUCGGUUAAGCGUCUGACUUGGGCUCAGGUCAUGAUCUCGCGGUUCGUGAGUUCAAGCCCCGCAUCAGGCUCUGUGCUGAUGGCUCAGAGCCUGGACCCUGUUUCAGAUUCUGUGUCUUCCUCUCUCUCUGACCCUCCCCCGUUCAUGCUCUGUCUCUCUCUGUCUCAAAAAUAAAUAAACGUUAAAAAAAAAAUUUUUUUUUAAAUACAAACAAAAAAAGGAAAAGAAACAUGGCCUAUUGAAUGCAUGUGAGAUAACUUUUGUAAUAAGAUUUGCUGCUUUGAGUUCUUCCCAUUAUUGAAGAGUAAUGGAGCCUUCAUUGCCUAUAUAUGAUUGUAAAUGCUGAUCCUUACGCAGUAUACUUUCCUUUUGUUAGUCUGAAAUUUAUUCCAGUGUGCUGAUUUGUUAGAAUGAGAUGUAAAACUGCCACCUGACAAGUGUUGUAAUAAACGUAAAAGUUGUCAUUGGCUGAGGUGUAAAUCAAGAUCCCUAGGGUUGUGCAUGCAGUGUCUAGUCGCAGAUGAGGAGACAGUGUAGGAAGAAGUUCAUUACUUCUAUAAUUCUUAUUCUAGGUCUCUUCUGUUUCAGGUUUUUCCAGGAGCUGGCUGUGCAAGGCUAGUAAGGGGGAGAGAGGAAGACUGGGGUGGGAUGGACAGACCUACCUUUUAUCCUUUACACAAAUGGAAAUAGCAUAACAAGUCCAUGUGCAUUGCUCUCCUGCUGUAGGUCUGUGUCUGUCUUGCACUUUUGACUAUGGUGAGAAACACUUCGCCAACAAGGUCAUAGACUACAAAUGGAGGGGCAAGACACAUAUACAUGAAACUGAACUGGAGAGUUUGUAUUGUGUGACUUAAAAUAUAGAAAGCUCUAGAGAAAGGAGAGAUUACUGACUGUGACCAGAACUAAUCAGGGCAGGUAGGAUAUGGCCAAAUAGGACAAGGAGUCUUGAGGUCCUGUCAUUUUCAUAGUAUUAAGAGGCAGAAGAGCUGUGCAUCCAAAGACCUAAGACUGACCCAAGGUAGAACCCUUGGGGGGCCAGCCUUCCCAUAUAAUGACAUUAACAUAUGCCCUUCAUAACAGAUUCUGGGUUCCCAGGACCCCUCUUCCCAGAGGAUGGGGGGUGAAAGGGCACCAUUGGAACCUCCUCAGCCUGCCCCUCCUGUUGUUCAUCCAUCCCUUACUCUGAAGUCCCUUAGCAUUGAUACAAACAGUCAGUGCCACCCUGUCCUUCCAUGUUUACCUAUUGCCUAGGGGUCCCCUUCUCCCAUCUCCUUCCUUUGGUCUUAGUGCCUGGUGUUGUCUGUGGGUGUGGAAUGUCUAGGAAACACUUCGCACAUGUUUGUCUUGAUAUCAUGGUGCCCAGAAAGCCCUGUGGGAUCCUGAAUUGUGAACCAACCUCAUCCUUGGGGCCUAGCACAGAACUGAGGUGACACUGUCACUCCAGUCUGAAUGCUGUAACAUUACUGCUCUUCUCAUCUCAGCUGGAGGGUCCAUCCCAUGAUUCUGAUCUGGCACAGGAUUUCUGAAUAGAUUAGAAUGGAAAACACCUGAAAACUCAAUUCUAUGGACAGGCCUUUAAUUUAAGCACUUGUUGUGCAGACUGAGCAUGGAGUUCAGCCAGUGAGGUAAAAGGGGAGCUGGGAUCUGUUUGGGGCAAGGAAAAAUCUAUUUCACAGUCUUGACCAUUUAAAAACUCUGGAGAUGCUUACCCUGUUUGUGUCUAGAGGACUUGCCUUUCAGGUGAAGAGUCUCUGCUCCUUCACAUGAAUAAUUGUAGCCACUGGGUUUUCCUUAUUCCAGAUUUGCUAGAAUCCACAUCUGAUCACACAGCUGAGAAAGACCCUUGGUUUAUUUGGACAUGUUGCUGAACCUCAGGCUCGUGUGCUUCUGAGCUGCUGUGGAUGGCCCUGGCUCUCUUGACCACUCUUCUGAGUAGGAUGUCACUGAGAUCCCUCAAAUGGAGCCUCCUGCUGCUGUCCCUCCUGAGUUUUCUUGUGAUGUGGUACCUCAGCCUGCCCCACUACAAUGUGAUAGAACGUGUAAACUGGAUGUACUUCUAUGAGUAUGAGCCAAUUUACAGACAAGACUUUCGCUUCACACUUCGAGAGCAUUCAAACUGCUCUCAUCAAAACCCUUUUCUUGUCAUCCUGGUGACCUCACACCCUUCAGAUGUGAAAGCCAGACAGGCCAUUAGAGUUACUUGGGGUGAAAAAAAAUCUUGGUGGGGAUAUGAGGUUCUUACAUUUUUCUUACUAGGCCAGCCAGCCGAAAAGGAAGACAAAGUGUUAGCAUUGUCCUUAGAGGAUGAGCACAUUCUUUAUGGUGACAUAAUACGACAAGAUUUUUUAGACACGUAUAAUAAUCUGACCUUGAAAACAAUUAUGGCAUUCAGGUGGGUAACUGAGUUUUGCCCCAAUGCCAAAUACAUCAUGAAAACAGACACUGAUGUUUUCAUCAAUACUGGCAACUUAGUGAAGUAUCUUUUAAAUGUAAACCAUUCAGAGAAGUUUUUCACAGGUUAUCCUCUAAUCGAUAAUUAUUCCUAUAGAGGAUUUUACCAAAAAGCCCAUAUUUCGUACCAAGAGUAUCCCUUCAAGGUGUUUCCUCCCUACUGCAGUGGGUUGGGUUAUAUAAUGUCCAGAGAUUUGGUGCCAAGAAUCUAUGAAAUGAUGAGUCACGUAAAACCCAUCAAGUUUGAAGAUGUUUAUGUUGGGAUCUGUCUGAAUUUAUUAAACGUGGACAUCCAUAUUCCAGAAGACACAAACCUUUUCUUUUUAUAUAGGAUCCAUUUGGAUGUCUGUCAACUCAGACGUGUGAUUGCAGCUCAUGGCUUUUCUUCCAAGGAGAUUAUCACAUUUUGGCAGGUUAUGCUAAGGAAUACCACAUGCCAUUAUUAAUUUGACAAAAGCCUAGAGAAAGACAGGAUACUCUGUGGAAAGUAUUAAUAUUACUGUAAAAUGUCCAAUGGAAAACUCAUGGGAAGGUCACUGUGUUGAGUUACACUGAACUGAGACUCAUGAAGAAUGCACAGACUGGGGACUGGAGGGUCACACUUUGAUUUACCUAGACCAAAAUCAAGUCAGGCCCUUUAAAGGUGAUUGUAAGAGGAAUUAAACACCUUAUAAAGGAAUCGGGGAUUUUUGUUAAUAAAACGAAUAGGACCAAACUAUUUGAAUGUGCCAUUCUGUAGGCUAGAACUUGUUAAAAGGGUUUCAUUGAAUUAUAAGCUCAUUAGUCCAUAACAUCGAAGCAAUGGGGAGCUCUACUCAUUGAGCAGUCUAGUCUGUUAAGGGUUUUGUGUAUAUCUGACAUGGAUUACCAGUUUUUAAAAAUACAUAGUUCUGUGUAAAAAACUGAAGUUACACUGAACAAAAUUUCAUCCAUUUUGGUCAUUCAGAAGGUACUUCAAGAUGUUACAGCAUUUCACAGUUAUGAAUUACUAUUUAAUAUUACUUAGGACUUCCUGGUGUUUGAAUGUUAUGGUUGUUUCAGUACUGUAUAAAGCAAAUAGUGAUGCACCCUUAUCCAUUUGAACUUUUUCCCAGUUACCUCACUGAUGAGCUUAUUAUUUCAUAGCUCCAUUAAUGUAAAGACAUUGGUAAUUAUCACAUAUCAGUAAUCUCUUGGACUUUGAUAAAUAUUUUACUGUGGUAAUACAGAGAAGAAUAAAAGCAAGAAGAUCUGAA